AUGCCGCCAAUGAUAACCGCUGCCAAGAAGGCUCCUUCGCUGAAGCUGCUCAUAGUGAGGUUGAACGAUGUCCAGGCUUCCUUCAACGACAUCUGGCGUUUCGUGGAGGACUAUGAGGAAACGUCAACGGUUACGGAUGUUGACAUCCGUUUAGAGAAAAUUGAUGAACUGUGGGAGAAGUUUUGUGACACUUUAGUUGAGAUUAGGGCACAUGAGGAUUAUCUCGCGGAUGAGGAAUCAUACGAUAAGGAACGACAGGAGUUCAGUGAUAGAUAUUAUCGAGCCAAAUCAUUCCUCGUAGACAAAUCCAAAAGGUUGCAGGGUCCAUUGGUACUAGAGCAGUCCGUCCGAACAAACGAGUCAGUUGUUUUUGGUGCUGAUCGUGUGCGUCUUCCUCAAAUAAGUCUACCGUCGUUCAAUGGGGAUAUAGAUGAGUGGCUGAGUUUCCGUGACCUCUUCACUUCGCUCAUCCAUUAUAAAACUGAGUUGCCAGCAGUGGAAAAGUUCCACUACCUCAAGGGAUGUCUUCAGGGGGAACCGAAGAGCCUGAUAGACCCGCUGAAAAUUACGACGGCCAACUAUCAGAUCGCCUGGGAAAUGUUGUUGAAGCGGUUUGACAAUAGUAAACAGUUGCGGAAGCGUCAAGUUCAAGCACUGUUUCAUCUUCCAACAUUGACUAGGGAAUCGGUCAGCGAACUUCACACACUACUAGAGGGAUUCGAGAGGGUCGUGAAAAAUUUGGAUCAAGUGGUAGAACCAGAGGACUACAAAGAUCUAUUGCUGGUUCAUAUACUCACAGCACGACUCGACCCAGUAACACGUAGGGGCUGGGAGGAAUUCUCGUCGACUAAGGAACAAGACACGCUGUCUGAUUUAACGGAUUUCAUUCGGCGGCGUGUUCAAGUACUCGAAUCUCUUCCCAGUAAAUCGGUGGAUUCCAGAGGACCACAACAGUAUUCGAAACUAAGACCGGCGUCUACAAAGGCAAGUUACAGCAGCGUGCAAGGUUCCGAAGCACGUUGUGUGGCAUGUAAAGGAGAUCAUCCGUUGUAUCAGUGUCCAGUGUUUCAACGUCAAGAGGGUAGGACAUCAGGCGAAGGAUUGCAAAUCAAGGUUUUCCUGUCGGACUUGCAAGGGUCGUUGGUCUGCUUCAAGAUCGAUAGAGAAGGUUCCACGAAAGUUACGGUGGUCGCAAGGGGCAACCAUCAGCAACAUAGCAAGGAAACAAGGUCAUCGGCAUCAAGUUCAACACAAACAGCAAACGUGUCAACUAAAGCGGUUUGUUCUGCGCAGCAGUACUCAUCCCAGGUGUUACUGGCUACGGCUGUUGUCAUAUUGGUGGAUGAUAGCGGUCAGAGGUUCCCCGCCCGAGCAUUAUUGGACUCAGGGUCCGAAAGUAAUUUUGUUUCCGAACGGUUGAGUCAGCGGAUGAAUGUCAACCGAGAAAGGGUGGACAUAUCGGUUCUUGGAAUAGGACAAGCAGCGACUCAAGUCAAACACCGAAUUCGAGCGAUGGUACAGUCACGAGUUUCUGAAUACUGCCGAGACAUGGAUUUCCUAGUUUUGUCGAAAGUCACGGUGAAUCUUCCGACCUUGACGGUGAAUACAAAGGGGUGGUCGAUUCCAAAGGGCAUUGAACUGGCCGAUCCUGCAUUCUUCCAAUCCAAGGGUGUGGAUAUCGUUUUGGGUAUAGAAGCUUUCUUCGAAUUUUUUGGAACUGGUGGAAAGAUUUCGUUGGGUGAGAGACUGCCCGCACUGAAUGAGUCAGUCUUCGGCUGGGUAGUAUGUGGAGGCUUGUCGGUACCAAGUCAAUCCAUUCAGGUCAACUGCAACAUAUCCGCUUCGGGAAGUUUGGAGUCCUUGAUUGCUAGAUUUUGGGAAUGUGAAGAGAUUGGAUCAACAAAUCAUUAUUCACCGGAGGAAGUUCAAUUGGCUUUGCCCAAGGACGAUGGCGUUCUGAGCAGACUAGGGAAAUCCGAGGAAAUCGCACUACGUCGACUUCAGGGAACGGAAAGAAGAUUAUCACGCGAUUCCAACUUACGGGAUCAGUAUUUGGCUUUCAUGCAGGAAUAUCUUCGACUCGGUCAUAUGCGUAAGGUUGAAAAAGUUUCUGGUGAGGUUCAACGGUGUUAUUUGCCUCAUCACCCGGUAGUCAAGGAAGCCAGUACUACCACAAAACUACGGGUGGUCUUCGAUGCUUCGUGUAAAACCUCAACAGGAGUAUCGUUGAAUGAUGGAUUGCUGGUGGGGCCAGUGAUCCAAGAAGACUUACGAUCGAUCAUCAUUCGGUGCCGCACGAAACAGAUCAUGCUCGUUGCCGAUGUGGAAAAGAUGUUCCGGCAAAUCAACGUCUGUCCAAAGGAUAAAUCCCUGCAAUCUAUUUUGUGGCAUUUUUCUCCCGACGAUGAGCCGGAGACCUACGAGUUGGGCACAGUAACGUACGGUACUAAGCCAGCACCAUUUCUCGCUACUCGUACUCUCAAGCAGUUAGCCAUGGAUGAAGGCAGUCGUUUUCCAUUAGCAGCAAGGGCGGUGUGCGAGGAUGUAUACAUGGACGACAUCAUCACCGGUACAGAUGAAGUAGUGUCAGCAAUCGAGCUGAGGAUUCAACUCGACAAUAUGAUGAAUUCCGGUGGCUUUCACCUCCGGAAGUGGGCGUCAAAUCAUCCGAUGGUUUUGGAGGGAAUCGCAGAAGAUUCCUUAGCGAUUCGAGACGUGGAGCCCGAUCCGUCAGUGAAGACACUUGGCCUAACAUGGAUGACGAACACCGACACUUUCAGGUUCCAGUUCAACAUUCCGAUACUGGACACCAGCACAGGACUUUCCAAGCGAAAAAUUCUAUCAGUCAUUGCCACGCUUUUCGACCCUCUUGGUCUCUUGGGUGCUGUCAUAACCAGAGCCAAGAUUAUAAUGCAAUUAUUGUGGAUGUUAAAGGAUGAGAACGACGAAAAUUUGAACUGGGAUCACCCAGUCCCUUCGACGGUGGGUGAGACCUGGCGAUGUUAUCACCGACAACUACCGCUAUUGAACGAAAUACGCAUUGAACGCUGCGUGAUCAUACCCGAUGCGAUCCUCGUCGAGAUACAUUGUUUCUCAGAUGCGUCCGAGAAGGCAUAUGGAGCAUGUGUCUACAUAAAGAGCAUGGAUUCGAGUGGAACUAUUAGGGUCAGAUUACUGUCGUCCAAAUCAAGGAUAGCUCCGAUGAAAACCCAAUCCAUCCCGAGAUUAGAGCUUUGUGGGGCACUUCUUGCGGUUUUACUGUACGAGAAGAUUCGUGAUUCGACGAGAAUAGCAGCGCAAACGUUUUUCUGGACGGAUUCAACGGUUUCGAAAAUCCAAACGAUAUCCAUUGGCUGUCAGUGGAGACACGUGUCAGGAGCUGAGAAUCCUGCGGACCUCAUUUCCAGGGGUAUAUCUCCUGAGGACAUCGUUGAGAACAAGGCGAUCCCGGAAGAAAAUAUAGAAGCAGUUCCCAGUAAUCGUUUGAACAAAUGGCAGUUGAUUCAAAAACGUCUACAGGAUUUCUGGAAGAGAUGGCGCAGAGACUAUUUGGCACAGCUGCAAGGGAGAAUGAAGCGAUGGAAACCACCUGUGUAUAUCGCAGUUGGCAAGCUGGUGAUCAUUCAGGAUGACAACCAGCCCCCUAUGCGUUGGAAAAUGGGGAGGAUUGUUGAGGUUCACCCGGGGGACGAUGGAGUUGUGCGUGUUGUGACGCUCAAAACUUCUUCAGGUAUAAUGAAGCGUCCGGUGGAAAAACUGUGUAUGUUACCAAUUGAGGAUCGUGAUAAUUAA
Toxorhynchites rutilus septentrionalis is the source of this 3792-nucleotide messenger RNA. RefSeq lists its product as uncharacterized. NCBI's taxonomy places the organism in Eukaryota, Metazoa, Arthropoda, Insecta, Diptera, Culicidae. The coding region runs from base 1 to 3792 and encodes 1263 amino acids. The transcript is spliced from 5 exons. The record is from RefSeq and is a predicted model, not a curated record.